UAUAUAUAGAUAUAGAUAUAUAUACACACAUGUGAUGCAUUUAUUUCUAAUGUAUGUGUAGGCAGCCGAAAGCAGUUCCGGGAUCGAGCGGACGUUGACGGAAAUCUCUCUCCCCAUUUGUCUGCACAGCAAUCAGCGGCGAUGUCUUACACUCUCAAAACCACAUUUCCAACUCUUCCCCGAACCCAACGUGGUAUGCCUAUAGUUUUAGGCGCUGACCCCAAAGGAAAAUAUUUUCUCUACACUAAUGGACACAAUGUUGUCAUCAGAGACAUCGAAAACCCCAACAGCUGUGAUAUGUACACAGAACAUUCCGGUAAUGUGAUGGUUGCCAAAUAUUCUCCGAGUGGUUUCUACAUUGCCUCUGGAGAUGACAGGGGCAAAAUUCGAAUUUGGGAUACAAUCAACCCAGAACAUGUUCUCUCCAAAGAAUAUCAACCAAUCGCUGGAACGAUCAAAGACAUUGCCUGGUCUCCAGAUAAUAAGAGAAUGCUUGUUGCUGGUGACGGCAAAGGAACGUUUGCUCGUGCUUUUCUGGUGGAUACAGGUUCUUCUGUUGGAGAAAUUAGUGGCCACAGCAAACAAAUCAAUUCCUGUGACUACAGACAAAUGAAUCCCUUCAGGGUGGUGACAGCCAGUGAAGACUACAGCGUUGUCAUGUGUGAAGGCCCACCGUUUAAGUUCACCAAAAAGAUCGAUGCACACACAAAUUUUGUCAACUGCAUUCGUUACUCUCCAAAUGGUGAAAAAUUUAUCUCUGGUGGUGCUGAUGGAAAAGCCUUUGUUUAUGAUGGAAAAAAUGGUGAAUCAAUUGGUGAGCUUGGUUCUCCAGCUCACAAAGGUGGUAUUUAUGGGAUUGCUUUCAGUCCAGACAAUUCUGAAGUGCUGACAGUCUCUGGUGACAAAACUGCCAAAAUCUGGGAUGCCAAUACGUAUACUUUGGUCAAGGAAUUUGUGUUUGGGAAGACACUGGACGACAUGUUGGUCAGUUGUAUUUGGAUUGGUAACAACAUCAUCACAAUCUCUUUGUCUGGAUUUAUUACGUAUUUAGACAGGAAUUGCCCAGAGAAGCCUCUUCGUGUUCUUAAGGGUCACAACAAACCAAUAACAGCCCUGACCACCACCCCUGACAGAAAAUUGGUUUUCUCUGGCUGCAGUUCUGGUCACAUCAAUUACUGGGAUCUUGUGAAUGGACUUGAUGAUAGAAUUGUUGGUAAACCUCACAACAGUCAGAUACAGGACCUUGUGGUGUCUGGCGAUAAUUUGAUUUCCAUCAGCAUGGACGACACCAUUCGAUUCACCUCAAUUUCCUCAAUGCAAUAUGGAAAUGCCUCAGUGAAACUAGAAUCUCAGCCCCGUUCAGUUGCAGUCCACAACAACCUUACUGCAGUUGCCUGUGUCAAACAUGUAAUAUUAUUGCAAGGUGAACGCAUUGUCCUAACUCUGCCAAUUUCAUAUGAAGGGUGUUCAGCCGCCUUUAAUGUGAAUGGCUCACUUUUGGCAGUGGGUGGAGUGAAUUCUUACCAUGUUUACAACGUCAACAACUGUACCUUGACAGAAGCCAAAGUUGUUGAGGAAUCGGGUGCUGUCAGAGAUCUGGCUUUUUCACCUGAUGGCCAAUACUUGGCCACAGGUAAUGAUUCAAGAUAUGUUAUGGUUUAUAGCCUUUCUGAUUACUCUGUGAAAUAUCGUUCUACUAGUCACUCGGUCAAAGUCAAUUCUGUGGCCUGGUCUCCAGACAGCACCCACCUGGCUUCUGCUGGUGUUGACGGCAACAUCGUUAUACAUGAUAUCCAGGAUACGUUUUCCUCAUUGAAUAUCAAAGGUGCACAUCGACUUAGCCAGGUAAACCGUGUCAUCUGGCUGGACAGCAAUCUUGUAUUAUCAGCCGGACAAGACAGUAACCUGAAACAAUGGGCCAUCACUUUUUAAACUUGUCUACCCCCAAAAUCAACUCCGAUAUUAAGCCAUGCUGUCUUCUUCUCUCUCUCCAACCGCUCCUCUUGCCUCUUUCAUUUCCUUCUUCCUCUUCUUACCUCUUUCUCUUCCUUCCUUCUCUUCUUCCUCUUACAUAUACACUGCUGUUUAUAAUUGCUGUCUUUUUAAGUUAAACAAUAAUCCUCAAUAUUAUAUUGUA
Messenger RNA from Octopus sinensis (East Asian common octopus), 2137 nucleotides. RefSeq names its product actin-interacting protein 1. Bases 142 to 1932 code for a protein of 596 amino acids. Gene Ontology annotation, molecular function: actin filament binding. Gene Ontology annotation, biological process: sarcomere organization; locomotion; positive regulation of actin filament depolymerization. Gene Ontology annotation, cellular component: cortical actin cytoskeleton. The transcript is spliced from 16 exons. The record is from RefSeq and is a predicted model, not a curated record. Lineage: Eukaryota; Metazoa; Mollusca; Cephalopoda; Octopoda; Octopodidae.